GUCAGAGCGUUGUACGGUUUACCCUUUGAACUGUAGUACGCGUCGCGCAUUGUGGUCAUCAAACAUGGCUGCGGUGGAGUUUGGGGAUAGCGAAUUAUUUGAUCAGUUCGAAGAGAAAGCGCCAGAGCGCGAUCGUAUCAUAGAAGAGGUUGAUGAUGAAGAGAGUGAGAGUUCAGAUCGACUGCGGGAGCUUCGGCAGACAUUAGAAGUGUGCGAAGACACAAUAGAGCGUUUGAACGCAGAGAAUGAGGAACUGAAGAGAAAGUUAAACAUAUUAAGUCGUCCUACUGGUAUAAAAAUAGAAGAUUCCAAAAUCGAUGCGCCCCUUUGUCAAAUUAACUAUGGAAACAACAUCAUUUCGAAGCAGUGUCGGAAAGAAAUGGAGGACUUCAUCUUCAGUCUUGUCCAGAAGAGACUACAAGAGUGUAAAAAUUAUCCAGAAGGCUCUGCUCUCCAUGUCAAGCCACAUCAUUCAAGUUUCGUUAUGGAGGAAAGCUACAAAGUGAAGACUUCCAGUGACUUCAAGCAUAUAAAAAAUGCUUUCAGUAUGAUAGGAAGUGUUUUAUACUUCACCAACUUCUGUGUUGAUAAACUUGGCCAACCGCUACUGAAUGAAAACCCCCAGCUGACUGAUGGAUGGGAGGUUCCCAAAUACCAGCAGAUCUUUGGCCAAAUCAUUGCCCUUGAGGGCCAAGAAGUGCAGAUAAAGGAGAAAAGACUGAGACCAUGCUGUUUUAACUGCUGUUCUGAGGACCAUCAACUGCGAGACUGUCCAGAGCCCAAAGAUAUGGCUCGUAUCAAUGAAAAGAGGAAAGAGUUUUCACAGAACAACAAUCAGAGCAACCAGCGCUACCAUGCAGAAGAGGUCGAAGAGCGAUUUGCAAAGUACAAGCCAGGAAAUUUGAGUCAAGAGCUCCUUGAUGCGCUUGGGAUGAAUACAAAAACCCUUCCUCCAUUCAUCUAUCGCAUGAGGGAGCUCGGCUACCCACCUGGUUGGUUAAAAGAGGCAGAAAUGGAAAACUCAGGCCUGAUGCUCUAUGAUGGAUCAAAUGAUGAAGAUGAAAACAACCACAGCCAAAAGAUAUCUUACGAUGUCUCAAAGCUGGUUGACUUUCCUGGCUUCAAUGUGUCUACACCCCCCAACGUAAGAGAUGUAAGUGUACACACACAUUUAUUGGACACAAAACAAUGCAUGGAUUAUGCGAGCACUGCUGCAUUAAGGAGGAACAUAAUGGAAAGGUUUACCGUGUUGCCUCAGCACUGGAAGCAAAAUUUUGCUGCUUUUUUAAGCAGUAACUUUCCAACGGGCUCCAGCUGCAGUAAGAGACGUCACGAGUCUGAAUCCACACCCCAGAAGACAAAGAAAUGGAGAUCCAAUUCAGAAAACCACGAAUCAGACAUGGAGAUAGAAUCAGAUCAUGACAUGUCUCAAAUUAGAUCUGAUGGUUUCCAGUUCCCCCCACCACCACCACCUCCUGGCUCUUCUUCCUUGGGCGUUGCUCCACCUCUGCCGCUGGGAACGCCUCCAUCCACACCUCCAAUCCCUAAAGGAACUCCACCCCCAACUCCACCUACAAAUUAUUCUCCGUCCACUCAAGCCAGAGGGUUGACUGAGAGGGAAGAGUCAGAGGAUGGGCUGACUCUGGAGGAACUGGAGGAGCAGCAAAGGCUUCUUUGGGCAGCCCUUGAGAAGGCAGAUACUGCAACCAACAGUGAUUCUGAAGCUGGAGCUUCUGAGACCCCCGUCCCAAGUUCCCCUAGUGUCGUCGCUUCACUUAAACUUGACUCGGAGGAAGACGGAGAAAAGAUGGAGAACUCGAGUCUUACAUAUGAAAUCAAAAGUACACCAAUGUCACCUGUUGAACCAGUAACUAAUGCAUGUGAGGAUGGGAGGAUAGAUGAAACAGCCAGCGAUGGCCAGGAAAAACAUUCAAUUAAUGAAAAAGUGAUCGAUUUGCAAGCGGAGAUGAGUGACAUUAUUGUGCUGGAUGAAGUCUAUGAGGAAAACACUAAUCAUGAUGCAACAAAUGGAACUUCAGACACUCCUCAGAUAAGCACACAGGAGUCAAAUGCGCAAGUGGCCGACGACAUGGAGGAACCUGUUGUAAAUAAAGUAACUUUCGUUCCACACCGUAGCAGAUUUGCUGCGGGAAUAAUUCCUUUUGAGGACACACCUGAGUUUACAGAGGUUGCUGAAGCAACAGGGGUUUACCUCAAGAUUCGAGAUUUACUGAAAGGCUCCCCAAGAAAUCAGGCCAAGAACAAGAAAUAAUCGAAGUCGUCUGUUUUAUACUGCCCACCUGUGGACAAGAAAUGUUUUUUUUUUCUCUUAUUACAGUCCUUUUGUAUGUAGUUUUACUUUGGUGCUUUGUAUCUUUUUACUGCUAUUGUGUGAUUUUUAAAAACACAGAAAGGUUACAUUUGGUUUGUACCUGAAUAUUAACUGACUGUGGGUACUUGUUCUGUGUGUAGAUGUUUGUUUGUUUUUAUUCUUGUUCCGUUUUCUGUAAUUACAAAUGUUACUCCUACAUCUCAUGCCAUUCUGAUUUGUAUGCCUGCCA
This is a messenger RNA of Sinocyclocheilus rhinocerous, 2561 nucleotides long. RefSeq names its product zinc finger CCHC domain-containing protein 8-like. The record is from RefSeq and is a predicted model, not a curated record. Gene Ontology annotation, molecular function: RNA binding. NCBI's taxonomy places the organism in Eukaryota, Metazoa, Chordata, Actinopteri, Cypriniformes, Cyprinidae. Gene Ontology annotation, cellular component: catalytic step 2 spliceosome. The transcript is spliced from 14 exons. Bases 65 to 2272 code for a protein of 735 amino acids. Gene Ontology annotation, biological process: RNA processing.